Struthio camelus australis is the source of this 3111-nucleotide messenger RNA. It is a transcript of the gene NUDCD1, whose product is annotated as NudC domain containing 1. The record is from RefSeq and is a predicted model, not a curated record. NCBI's taxonomy places the organism in Eukaryota, Metazoa, Chordata, Aves, Struthioniformes, Struthionidae.
GGUUGUGCGCGAUCUGUAAGGCCCAGUGACCAUCUGAGCUCCUUUGAAGAGAUGGCCUUCGAAAUAGGCUUUAACUGUUGCAGAAGUCAAACUUCGUGAUGAUCAAUAUACCCUUGACCACAUGCGUGCUUUUGGCAUGUAUAAUUAUCUUCACCUGGAUUCCUGGUACCAGGAUAAUGUCUACUAUAUUGAUCAGUUUGGAAGGGUUAUGAACGUGUCAGUGACUCUGGAGACUGCUCUACAAAAACCGAGAGAAGUUUUCAGGCUACCUACAGACUUGACAGCUUAUGAUAAUCGCCUUUGUGCUUCAAUAUAUUUCUCAUCUUCCACUUGGGUUACCCUUUCCGAUGGAACAGGAAGACUCUAUUUAAUUAAAUCGGGCAAGCGUGGAAACAGUGCAUCUGAAAAGUGGGAAAUUGUGUUUAAUGAAGAGCUAGGCAGUCCAUUUACUAUAGCACACAGUGUUUCAUUUGUAAAAUCUGAUAUACAUUCAGUAGCUGUGCUGUUGCUUAGAGUAGAAAAAGAUGAACUGGACACAAAAGGAAGUGGAUUUCAUAUUUCCCUGGAAUGGGUUACAAUUGCAGAGAUGAGCAAAGAGGGUGAUCAUAGAUAUGAGAUCUUCAAAAGGAGAGUUUUACAAGGAAAAUCAGUCCCUCAUUAUGCAGCAAUAGAACCAAGUGGGGAUGGUUUAAUGAUUCUCUCCUACAAACCAUUCAAAUUUAUGCAACAUGAGGAAGACAAGUUAGAAGAAAAUGUUGAUGGAAAAGUAACAAAUGAAAAGAAAGUUGUAGACCCUCUCUAUUACUGGCAGCAGACUGAAGAUGACUUGACGAUAACAGUUCACAUUCCUCAAGAUAUCGUUAAGGAUGACAUAAAAGUACAGUUUUCUCCUAAUAACAUAUGUGUUACACUGAAAGACCAGCCUCCUUUGAUGGAAGGAACCCUCUAUUCAUCUGUGGACCAUGAAAGCUGCACGUGGAUAAUUAGAGAGAACAAAAGUUUGGAAAUUUCUCUAAUUAAGAAAAGUGAGGGACCCCAGUGGCCAGAGCUAAUAGUUGGUGACACAAGAGGGGAAUUCAUUAUGGAUCCUUCCCAACGCUCUGCGAUGGCUGAGUGCCUGAUGCAUCUUACCUCUGAAGUAAUGAAUCCAAACCCAGACAAAGAAAACCCACCUUGUAAUGCACAAGAACUAGAGGAAUGUGAUGCUUUUCUUGAAGAUAGCGCAAGUUUGUGCAGAUUUGAUGGUGAUACCUUGAAAGUUACUCAUGUAAUUAAUCUUGGAAGCAACCAGUAUCUUUUCUCAGUUGUUGUGGAUCCCAAAGAAAUGCCUUGCUUCUGUCUGAGGCAUGAUGUUGAUGCUCUUCUCUGGCAGCCUCACGCUGACCAACCAGAUAACAUGUGGGAACACAUUGCAACUUUUAAUGCUUUAGGUUAUGUCCAAGCAUCAAAGCAAGACAAGAAGUUCAUGGCUUGUGCCCCAAAUCAUUCCUACGCUGCUCUUUGUGAGUGCUUGCGUCGAGUUUUCAUCUAUCGCCAACCGACUCCUCUGUCUACAGUCCUCUACAACAGGAAGGAGGGAAGACAAGUGGGGCAGGUUGCUAAGCAGCUAGUAGCGACCCUGGAAGCCAGUGAUCCUAUCUUAGGCUUUCAAGCUACUAAUGAGAGAUUAUUUGUUCUCACAGCAAAAACCUUGUUUUUAAUAAAAGUAAACACUGGAAAUUAAUUAUUUAGUAUAUCCUGUUGUAGUUUGUAUUCACAAUUGGUAGAAGAAAUAACUAGGUAAAUUAUCGGAGUUCAGUAUGUUUUGCUGAAGUUUAAAAGGAAAUGUAACAUUUUACAGGGGAAUCAAUUUUUCAUUAGAAAGCCUUUCAACUUUGCUAUCACUGAACUAAGGUUUGAGUUUUUUUGAGAGAUACAAAAAAAUGUCUCUGUGCUAUCAGCUUUCUUAAAACUAUUGUCAGGGACUUGAUACUGCAUAGGUGAAUACAUUUAUGCGUUGUUCUUUUCCAAAUAGUUGUAUUUGCUGCACUUCGGAAUUUUGAGAAUUCACCUCUGUUUCUAAUUGCCAUUGUUUUCCUCUGAAGGAACUAGUCAGAUAAGGAAGUAGAGCCUUGAGUUACAAGCAUGUAAUGUGCAAAGUAAAGAACAGUGUGUCAUAAAGAAAAAUUUUCAAAUUCAAAUACAAUUGGUCAAAAGUGAUUGAAUAUUUCAAUAUUCAAGGAUAUUGAAUGGAAUAUGAAUGGAAUAUUACAUUUCUUAUGCAAGUAUUGAAUUCAAGUGGAAUAAUUAAUUGUAUAUGCAGGUUUUUGAUUAUUGAUCUGUGACUUGCUCAUGUUUGCAGUGAAAUCUAUUUGUAUUUUAAGAGACACUGUAAUAGCUUUUCAUAACUUUUCCUUAAAGCAAAAGAGUGAAUGUAUAUCUGGUAAUUACAUACUGAGCAGUACAGGUCAAAGUGUAGUUAUAAUUUCAGUUGUGAUUUGCAUCUCAGGUUGUACUUAAGAUUAAGUAACUAAUUGACAGUUAGAAAAUGGCUAAUGGAAAAUGCACCUGUAUCUUAACCUGAAAUGUACAACUCAUCAAGUGCUGCUUCUGCCUUAGACACCACCAUAAAUAAUGUGUUACUAGCUAGCCAUUCUGUCCCUGAGGCACAAUCCAGAUGUGGUAUAUUUGCAAAGUAAGAGUGCGCUGACCACGAGGAUGCUCUAAAGCUUAACAAAACAGGCACGGUUAAUUUAUUGAAAAGUUAUAUCAGGAGAUUGUUUCCUAUUUUAAAGUGACAAUGUCAGUACAGUUAAACCAAAAAAGAGUCAGUUGUGAUGUUUGCCCCGUGUUUUUUAAUUUUUAUUUACAAGUCCAUAGCAAAGAAUCUCUAACCAAUAUAUUGCAUGCUACAGGAAAGCUGCUAUGAUUUGUGGAACCAGAGUACUGAAACAGACACAAAUACAAUGAGUGGCUUAGUAGUUUGCAUCUUUUUUUCAGUAUUUCAGACCUCAGUGAAAAGCUGUGGAGAAGAAAAGAUAUAUUCCUUUUUAUGGACUAUCACGUUUUCAGCUGUGACUGCUUUGACCUUCCUGUAAGUUCUCCAAACCUAUGUCAGUGCAGAUAUCGAAC